Diversispora eburnea is the source of this 3567-nucleotide messenger RNA. The record is from the annotation of a GenBank genome assembly. Lineage: Eukaryota; Fungi; Glomeromycota; Glomeromycetes; Diversisporales; Diversisporaceae.
AUGGCAAUGCCUCCUCCUUAUUACCAAAAUAAAGUUGAUGAGGGAUAUCAACGAAACAAUUCUUUUCGAAGGCACAGUGGGAAUGGUGGGGACAAACCAAAUGUUCCACGUAAUUAUAAAAGUUUUAAGGAGGUUUCUUUUAAAGUCUUUAACCUCAGAAAAAGCACCACCGCUAGCGAAUUAAGGGAUUUUUUUAAUAAAUAUAGCCCAGUAUUUAUGGUUAAAAUUGAUACGAAAGAUGACAAUGGAUGUGAACCUAUCGGAAGCGCACCACCUCCUACUAAUCAUUUUUGGAAAGAUGAUCUUAAUUUUAAUGGGCAAAAGUUGGAAUUACGAUAUAGAGAUUCGUCUGCCAAUUCUCCUCAAUUUUAUGACAAUACUGAUGGAAAAUAUAAAUUGAAACAAAAUGUGUUCUCAGUAGAAUGUCUUGAACUUGGUGUUUUUUUGCAAAAAGAUAUUUUUGUAAGAGAGCUCAAAUAUACCGACCGAUUAAGUUUUAUAAUUGAUUAUGAGAAACGAAAUAUUCAAGUAUUAUUCGGGGUACAAAAUGAAGUUUCUACAUUCAAGUUGGAAUUACAAUUUAAAGAUAUUGCUAGCGAAUUUAUUUCCGAGUGGGACGAAGUAAAUGAUCGAUCGCACGUGUAUCUCACCAUCGAAAACAAAUUUCCUGCUAAGUAUUCGAUGUUAGAUACAAGUAUGAAAGUAAAGAACAAGUUCAGUUGGAGCCUUAAUGACCAUUGGAGAAGAAAGACUGAAAUACGCACAAAUCGACCCGACGAUAAUAGAAACAUUCCUUUACAAUUAAAUAUGCCCAACCAUAUCGAUUUGUUAGGCAAAGUGAUCGUUUUUAGAAUCACUUUUAACCUUCAACAAAUUUACGGAAUAAAGGAGUUUGAAUCUAUGUUGAUGCAAGCCGGUGAAUAUAAUCUUGCUUCCAAGCCUUUUGAAUUGAAUCCUCGAUUAAAAGUUAUCCCAGGGGACAAGUUGCAGAAACAUGUUGAUAGAUCAAUGUUGGAUUUCGAUUUACUCUAUUGGGUGGAGAGUAAUUUAUCCCACAAUUACUUACAUGACUACAAUUUAAGUGACGAAUUCUAUAAGAUAUUAGUUGGUCUGCCAAAACAUAUGGGAUUAGAAAUUAUCGAAACUUUUUCUUCCCAUAAACGAAGAGAAUUCGAGCCCCUUAAAUACCUCAAUAACGAAGUUCAGAAACAGAAAAAUCAACCUCGAAAAAUACGUAAUGUUCCUCCGUAUUGUGUUAUGAUGAGGAAAGUGGUGGUUACACCGACUACCAUGUACAUCCUUCCUCCCACGAUGGAAACAUCAAAUCGCGUUAUUAGACAUUUUAAGAGUUAUAAGGAUAAUUUUUUACGUGUUCAGUUCACAGACGAAGCUUCGGGAACUGUUGGGUCGUCAAUUGGAAACAACGCCAAUAAUGCUUUAUAUAAUAGGAUUUAUAAUGUUCUUCUUACUGGUAUUAAGAUUGGUGAUCGUCAUUACGAAUUUUUGGCCUUCUCGUCUAGUCAAUUAAGAGAGCAUUCUUGUUGGUUUUUCGCUCCUGCACACGAUCUAACAGCAGAUGAUAUCCGAGCAUGGAUGGGUGAAUUUUCUUCUAUCAGAAAUGUUGCAAAAUAUGCUGCUCGUAUGGGGCAGUGUUUCUCAAGUACACGUGCAAUUGCACAAUUACGUGUUACUGAUAUCAAAGAAAUUCAUGAUAUUGAAAGGAAUAAAUACAAUUUUUCUGAUGGCACGGGAAAGAUUAGUCCUAACUUAGCUAAACAUAUCGCUACUACCCUUGAAUUAAAAACUACCCCGUGUGCCUUCCAAUUUCGAUUGGCGGGAUAUAAAGGUGUUCUUUGUAUAUCAAAAUAUUUGCGUGGUCAGCAAAUUCAAGUUCGGCCGAGUCAACUCAAAUUUGAGUCGAACCAUAAUGUGCUUGAAAUCAUUCGAGGCUCCUGUAUGAUCACCGCCUAUUUAAACCGUCAGGCAAUCACAUUGUUAUCAACAUUGGGAAUUGCUGAUAAAAUUUUUAUUGAUAUGAAAGAUGAGCAAGUUGCGGAGCUUGAUAAAAUGCUUAAAAGCGAUCCUACUGCAAUUAGAGUUCUACAACAAAAUAUUGACGAGUAUGGAAUGACUCGAAUAUUGGCAGACCUCGUGAAGGCAGGGUUUCUUAGUAGAAGGGAUCCCUAUUUAGUAAAUCUUAUCUCAUUAUUUCGAAUCGUUGUUCUAAGAGAUCUCAAAAAAAAGGCCAAAAUUCGUGUUUCUGAUGGUGCCUUUUUACUUGGAGUGCUAGAUGAAACCGAAUCGUUAAAGGAAGACGAAAUAUAUGUCUGUAAAUCCGAUCCUAAUAAUCCAAAUGCAAGGCAUGUAUUCAAAGGUACUUGCAUUGUAUUCCGGAAUCCAUGUUUUCACCCCGGAGAUAUCCGUGUUGUUACAGCUGUAGAAUGCAAGAAUUUGGAUCAUCUAAUUGAUGUUGCAGUAUUUCCAUCUGUGGGAUAUCGAGAUAUCCCAAGCCAAUGUAGCGGAGGUGAUUUAGAUGGCGACGAUUUCACUGUUAUCCAUGAUCCAAGGCUUAUACCUAGAGGAGAUAUUGUCGAAGCGAUGAACUACGAGGCGCCUAAACCCGCCUUUGUUCCGGAAGUGACUAUAGAUCAUGUGAAAAAAUUCUUCGUAAAUUAUAUUCUAUCUGAUCAAUUGGGUCAAAUUGCCAAUUCUCAUUUAGUCAAAGCAGAUAAGGCUCCAAAUGGUGCCUUUCACGGUGAAUGUAUCAGACUAGCACAAUUACAUUCCGAGGCAGUCGAUUUUCCCAAGACAGGGAUUCCGGCAGAAUUUCCGCCAGAACUUAGGUCAAGAGAUGCACCAGAUUUUAUGGAAAAACCGGAUAAGCCGUAUUAUGAAUCCCAAAAGGUUCUUGGAAAGCUAUAUAGAUCAAUUGUGGUGGAUGAAUUUAAUCCUUAUACGGAUAUCAAAUUCGACGAGCGCUUUUCACUCGAAAGAUUCCAAGGCACUUUUGAACAUUAUCUAGAAGAUUCUCGAAAAAAUAAACGGGAUUAUGAUGCAGAAUUGCGGGGAUUAAUGAAUCAAUUUGGUAUUUCAUCCGAAUACGAAGUUGCUAGUGGGUUUAUUGUUAAACCAACUGUAAGAAUUGAAAGAAACAAACCGCGAGAUGUUCAAAAAUCUGUUGCAGAUAAUGCAAAUGCGAUUAAACGACAGUAUCGUAAGAUAUUCGAAAAAGGAUUUGAUUUAGAGAAUGUUAUUUCCCCAGAUAUUAAACACCAAAUGGAGGCAAAAGCAUUUGCGUGGUAUUAUGUAACUUAUCACCCAAGUGAGAUGGGAGAUGAUCCUUCCGAAAGGAUGAUCACCUUCCCGUGGAUUAAUUCGGAUAUCCUCAUCAAUAUCGUUACUGGAAGCAGCGCGAAAAAUGUGAAAAUUCCCAAGCCCAACGGCCUUGAAAAGAAUAAAAGGUCUUCUUCCAAUUUCCGUCAGGAGAAUUUCUCAACUAUUAACAAUAAUGACCCUGAUGACGAUGGUUUAAGAAAUUUAAGAGAAAGCCUUCAAAGGAACAAAUAA